Closterium sp. Naga37s-1 is the source of this 2175-nucleotide messenger RNA. Lineage: Eukaryota; Viridiplantae; Streptophyta; Zygnematophyceae; Desmidiales; Closteriaceae. The record is from the annotation of a GenBank genome assembly.
AUGCCCACCUUUUUCCUUGCCACUUCUCUCUGUAUACCCACUCCUUCCUUGCGUUUCCUACACUCCCGCGCCUUCAUUCAGGUUGAUGUGUUGCUGCUUUCAACACCCGCUCCACCCUCUCCAUCCACAGUAGAGGCACCAGCAGAAUCAGCACCAUCAUCAGCAGCAGCAGCUGCAGGUGAGGCAGCAGAGGGGGGUGACGGCGUUGGCGCCGCCCCUCCUCCUGCCAGCACCUCUCCCCAGCUCCGCCUGCUGCUCUCCUUCCCCGUCUGGCAAGGCUGCCUGCAGGGCGAGGGGUGCGCAGCAGUGCAGAGCGGUAGCCAUUGCAGAGAGGGGGGUGGCGGCGAGCAGGGGGAGGGGGAGGCGGGACAGGGGGAUGGGGAGGGCAGGGAGGCAGGCGGACGAGGAGGAGAGGGGCAGCAGAGUUUGGCAGAGGGGGCGUGGGGUUUAGCGGAUCCGAGCUUGGAUGGUGCGUGCUGCUCGCUCUCCCUCCUUCCCCACCUGCCCAAUGCUGCUGCCACGCCAGGAGAUGACGCCACAGAUAGAGACACAGCCGAUCCGGGGAUGCAGGGGGAGCAAGGAGUGCAGGAAGAGCAGGCGAGGAGACAGGUGUGGUUGCUGGUAUCUGUGUCACACAAUGGGUUGGUGUGCGUGCGAGAGGUGGCGCUGGUGCCUAGGCGGGGCAGAGGGGAGCCUGAGAGUGUGGGGGAGGGAGAGAGAGGGAGUGGGAGGGGGGAGGAGUUGGAGGAAGGGGAGGAGUUGGAGGAGGGGGAGGAGGUGAGUGAGGGUGAGGAGGAGGGAGGAAGAGAGGGGGUGGGAGAAGGGCAAGAGGGGAGAGUGGAGCAAGAUGAGGGUGCAGAGUGGGAGGCGGAGCAGCGGCUGGUGCGGCGGUUUGUGGCGAUUGCACCGCGCAAGCCGUCAAAGAAGAAGAGGAAGAGACAGGGUGGUGCUGAGAGUGACGUGGGUGGCGAGUCAGGCGCAGGAGGGGGCUCAGGUGAUAUGACUGCUGCUGCUGGUGCUGGUUUUGCCAUUGGUGGUGCUGCUGCGUCUGCCAGCGGUACAGGUGGUGUGGGUGCGACAGGAGGGGGAGCAGAGAGGCCUCGUCUCCUCUGUGCUGCUGUCGACCCCACCGGAGCCACCAUUGCCGUUGGCGGGUCAGUACUCUCCCCUUCGCCCCUCGCUGUCCCCUCACGUGUUUUUGUCAUCAAUAUCGCGCACACCCGACUGUGCAACUCACUACACUGCAGGAGGGUAGCGGACCUGACAAUGUGGCACCUCUCUUGCCCCGUUUUCACCCUCCUUAUCAUCACUCCUUCUCUCCCCCUUACCCUCUUCUGUACAACAUCCAUCCUGAAGGACGCGGACCUGACAGUGUGGGACCUUCAAACGGGUUCUCUCAAAUGGGAGGCCAAGCUGCCACUCCCUAGCCCGUACGGUGUGGUGGCACCGAAGCACGUGACAGCGGUGUGCCACGUCAGCGCAUGCCACCCGACACGCCUCGUCACCGCCUGCCUGGACAACUCCCUUCGCGUCUUCGACCUGCUCUUGCAGCCGCGCCCCCUCAGAGUUGUUUCUCUGGGAUCCGUGCCGAUUCGAUCCCUUGCUGCUGUCUGGAGCAAGGGUAGGGAGGAGUGCAGUGCGGUGACGGUUGGGACGGGCAUGGGGGAGAUGAAGCUGGUCGAUCUGACACACGGUCGCAUCGCUGGAGCAUUCAAGGGGGAGUGUGCGGGCUCCAUUCGUUCCCUCGCCAUGCACCCAUCGCUACCUAUUGUAGCCUCAUGCGGCCUGGAUCGUUAUGUGCGCAUACACCACCUGCACACGCGCCGCCUCGUCGCCAAGGUGUUUCUGAAGCAGCCACUCAACUUCCUCUGCUUCCUGCCAGAAGGGGUGGCAUCUGGAACUGCCGCAUCAGGGCCUCCUAGCUUCAAGCGCAAGCUCACAGACGUGACUGUAAUGGGUGGUGACACAACAGAGGCAGAAGAGACACCAGCAGCGACGAAAAGGGUAGCUGCAACUGGAAAAUCCCAGCCCACACCAGCACAGGGCGGGAACAGCAAGGGUAUGGCUGCUGGCAGCAGUGCGGCAGGGAGAGGGUCUGGAAGGGCGGCAAGUGAGGCCGGGAGGAAGGGUGUGAGAGGUGCUGGUGGUAGCAAGCGCAGCAAGCAGGCAGCUUGA